Molecule: messenger RNA, 2181 nt
Organism: Closterium sp. NIES-67
Lineage: Eukaryota; Viridiplantae; Streptophyta; Zygnematophyceae; Desmidiales; Closteriaceae
Source: the annotation of a GenBank genome assembly
UACGAAUGUGCAUUGACUACCGCGCCUUGAACCGGGUUACCAUCAAGUCUCGCUAUCCUAUUCCGCGUGCCGACGAACUCAUCGACCAACUUCGUGGGGCAAAGUUCUUUUCGAAAAUUGACCUGCGAGGCGGUUACCUCCAGAUCCGUGUCAACGAAGCUGACUGCUACAAGACGGCGUUCCCAACCCGAUACGGGAGUUACGAGUACACGGUCAUGCCUUUUGGCUUAACCAACGCGCCUUCAACAUUCCAGUUAACCAUGAACGAAAUUUUUCGGCCGCUGCUGGAUAAAUGCGCCAUUGUGUACCUCGACGAUAUCCUGAUAUACAGCACUACCCGGGAAGCACAUUUGAAGGAUUUGGAAGCAGUCUUCACUCUCCUGCAGCAGCAUCGACUCAUCACCAAGGGUUCUAAGUGCGAGUUUCUAAAACAAGAACUGGAGUUUUUGGGACACGUUAUUUCCAUCGACGGUGUUAAAAUCGACCCGAAACAAAUCGCGACCAUACAAGACUGGAAGCCGCCGGCUAAUCUCCGCGAACUUCAAAGUUUCCUGGGGUUUGCAAGUUUUAUGAGUGGGGGGGGAGAGCAGCAGGCUGCGUUCGACCAACUCAAACUUUUCCUGACAAUACCUCCGGUUCUUCGCAUUGCAGAUCCUCACCGUCCGUUCGAACUCAUCACCGACGCUAGCGACCUGGCUGUUGGCGCAGUACUGUUACAGGACUUCGGCGAAGGCCUUCAACCCAUCGCCUACGAGUCACGAAAGCUGAAUCCGGCCGAGCGAAAUUAUCCCGUCCACGACAAGGAGUUACUCGCCAUCGUUCAUGCGUUCAAGGUUUGGCGCUGCUACCUGACGGGCGCUGAUGUGACAGUCCGAACAGACCACAAAUCGCUACAGUUCAUCCGCGCCCAACCGACACUCAACCCCCGACAGAUUCGCUGGCUCGAUUAUCUCAAGUCGAAUUUCCACUACAGAGUCACCUACAAACGAGGGGCCAGCAACAUCGCCGACGCACUGACCCGCCCUUCAGUACAUACCACCGCUGUCCUAAUCACCCAAACCAAUCCUCUGCUAACUGGACUAUUUACCCACGGAUACAGUACCGACCCAUUCUUCAUGACUAACAGUCAUCCCCAACUGACCGUCAAGCAGGGGGCUUAUUACAUAAAAUCCGGUACCAAUCGGUUUUGGGUUCCCGCUUGCCGUACCCUACGCGAGCUACUGAUACAGGAAGCACACGACUCGAAUUUCUCGGGUCACUACGGCAUCGACAAAAUUGCCAAAUUACUGAGCCGUAAUUAUUACUGGCCCGAUUUGCUGACGGACGUGCAGCAGUACGUCACCUCCUGCGCCACGUGUCAACGCAUGAAGCUGUCACGACUUCGACCUGCGGGAUUAAUGCAGCCGCUCGAGCCACCCAGCCGACCGUGGCAACAAGUGACGAUGGAUUUCGUCACUGGCCUGCCAGCUGGUCCAAGCGGUAAUGACGCGAUUCUCGUCGUCGUUGACCGUUUGACCAAAAUGGCACACUUCGCCGCCUGCAAGACGACAAUUACUGCCGAGCAGACAGCGAAGCUGUUUCUCACGAACAUCGUGCGGCUACACGGAAUCCCUUCGGCAAUCAUCAGCGAUCGCGACCCUCGGUUCACAUCCAAUUUCUGGACAAAAACCUGGCAGCAGUACGGCACACGUCUGCAUCUGUCCACAGCAUACCACCCGCAAUCGGACGGCCAGACUGAGCGCACCAAUCAGACGAUGGAGCAGCUGAUUCGUACAACGUGCACAGACCCGGCCCAGUGGGAAGAUUCUCUUCCACUGAUCGAGUUUGCGUACAACAACGCCCCAUCAGCCACGACUACUCAGUCCCCGUUCUUCCUUAAUUACGGGAUAGACCCGACAACCCCUCUAUCGCCACCGAUCGAAAAUCCGGCACCCAGAUCGCAGCAGUUCGUCGAAAACCUCCGACAGUCACAGCAUAAAGCCGCCGAUGCCAUUCUCAAAGCCAACCAACGGGCUAAGCAGCAAGCUGACCGACGACGCCGUGACUUAAACCUUGCCCCUGGGCAAUUGGUCCUGCUCGACACUCGAAAUUUGGGGAUUCCCCUCCCAAAUAAUCUACGACCAAGAUUUUGCGGCCCAUUCCGCAUAAUCCGCAUGUGAACACAAAGUUGUCAGGGACUAU